AUGGGUCCCCCGAGCGAUGACGUCCUGACCAAGGUGUCUACCGAUGCUGCCACCGAGUUUGUCCAAUCGUUCUACCCCGCGCUCCAGAAAAACCGCGCCGCGAUAGCUUCAUUCUACAGCCAACCCACCUCUACGAUUCUCUUCAACGGUAACGUUGUUGCCGAUGGAAACGCCGUUCAAGAUAUUUUCGUCAAUCAGAUGCCUCCGACACACUAUGAAGUCCAGUCCUUCGAUUGCCAAAUCAUCAACCAGGCAUACCCCACCCCCACUCCGACUGGAACGAAAGCCCCGAAUGAGACAACGGUCAAGGAUAUGUCGAUACUGGUUAUUGCCAGCGGAUACGUGCGAUUUGGCGAGUCGAGAGAUCUGCCGCAGCGAGGUUUCAGCGAAACGUUUGUUCUUGUGCCGAAUCCGGCCGCGGAGGGUGGAAAGGGGAAGCAAGUGAAGGAGUGGCUUAUUUAUACCCAAAACUUCCGUCUCGUUGUCUGA
Aspergillus chevalieri is the source of this 489-nucleotide messenger RNA. RefSeq names its product putative nuclear transport factor 2 domain protein. Gene Ontology annotation, cellular component: nuclear pore central transport channel. NCBI's taxonomy places the organism in Eukaryota, Fungi, Ascomycota, Eurotiomycetes, Eurotiales, Aspergillaceae. The transcript is spliced from 2 exons. The record is from RefSeq and is a predicted model, not a curated record. Bases 1 to 489 code for a protein of 162 amino acids. Gene Ontology annotation, biological process: protein import into nucleus.